This is a messenger RNA of Solanum verrucosum, 1545 nucleotides long. RefSeq lists its product as uncharacterized. Lineage: Eukaryota; Viridiplantae; Streptophyta; Magnoliopsida; Solanales; Solanaceae. The transcript is spliced from 2 exons. The record is from RefSeq and is a predicted model, not a curated record. Bases 1 to 1545 code for a protein of 514 amino acids.
AUGAGACUCCUCAUGGCUGAUCGAUCAAUCAAGCACCCAGUCGGAAUACUCUAUUACAUAUUGGUAAAAGUGGAUCAGUUCAUCUUUUUGGCUGAUUUUGUGAUUCUAGACUGUGAGAUCGAUGCUGAAAUUCUCAUUAUUUUGGGAAGGCCAUUCUUAGCUACCAGAAGAGCAUUGGUGGAUGUUGAAAGUGGGAAAUUGAAGUUCCGUGUGAAUGCUAAUGAGGUGACCUUCAAUAUAUGUAAGUCCAUGAAGCAACCAAGUAACAUCCAUGUGGUGUCCACUAUGGAACUGAUAGAUAAGGCAGUGGCAAGUGUGAGUCAUUUAAUGCGCAAAAAUGAGCCCCUUGAAUUUGUGCUUGCUAAUUAUGAUGACUCUGAAGUUCUUGGUUACGAGGAAGUGGUAGUUGCUUUAUCAGGAUUAGGAGCAUAUUCAAGGAAUCCAAUGAAAUUGGAUAUCGAUCAGAAAAAUGGAGAAAGUCCCCCUGCUAAACCAUCAACACAAGAACCACCGAAUUUGGAGUUAAAAGCCCUACCCUGUCAUCUCAAAUAUGCUUUCUUAGGAGCGAAUAAUACUCUACCGGUAAUUAUCGCCGCCAAUCUGCUUGAAAGGCAGGUGAAAUUUCCCAUUGAAGUACUGUGGAAGCAUAUAAAAGCUACUAGAUGGACAAUAGCCAAUAUAGUAGGAAUUCCUCCUGGCAUCUGUACUCACAAAAUUUGGCUUGACAAUGAAUGCAAACCUAGUGUAGAACAUCAACGGAGAUUGAACCCUCCAAUGAAAGAGGUGGUCAAGAAGGAAAUCAUCAAGUGGCUAGAUGCAGGAUAUUGUCAAAGACUCUAUGGAGGCGUUCAUGGACGACUUCUUAGCCAUAGGGGAUACGUUCGAAGAAUGCUUGACUCAGUUAGGAUAGGUACUCCAAAGAUGUAUAGAAACGAAUCUUGUUCUGAAUUGGGAGAAAUGUCACUUUAUGGUAAAAAAAAAGGUAUUAUUCUUGGGCAUAAGGUGUCACAAAAGGGGAUGGAAGUUGACAAUGCAAAAAUUGAGGUCAUUGAGAAAUUACCCCCGCCGAUUUCAGUAAAGGGUGUUCGUAGUUUCUUAGGGCACACAGGAUUUUACAGAAAGUUCCUUAAAGAUUUCUCAAAGAUUGCACUCCCAUUAUGCAAACUCUUAGAGAAGGAAGUGAAAUUCCACUUUAAUCAUGCUUGUACGACUGCAUUUCAGUGUUUGAAAGAGAAACUACUAUCCACUCCGAUCAUCAUCUACCCUAAUUGGUCCGAAUCUUUUGAAUUAAUGUGUGAUGCCAGCGGUAUGGGACUGGGGAUUGUGUUAGGGCAAAAGCGCAACAAACUACUUCACCCAAUCUACUACGCAAGCAAGACUCUAAAUAGUGCUCAGCAAAAUUAUAUGGUCACCGAACAAGAGUUGCUUGCAGUAGUCUAUGCAUUUGAGAAAUUCAGGGCAUACUUGCUUAGCACCAAAGUAAUCGUACACAUUGAUCAUGUUGCACUCUAUUAUUUGAUGGCAAAGAAAGAUGCAAAACCAUGA